ACGGCACGCCCCAACCACAGUCCCUGCGAUUCGCGCGUCAAAGGCCUGUACCAGCUGUGCGGAGAGUAGCUUCAAGGCAGCACGGCCACGGGUGCUGUGAGUUACGCACGAUCACUUUGAACUCAAUAGGCGCUAGAAGAACACAUAUUGCGAGCUGAGGCGCGCUUGCACCUUAGCAUGCAACCACUAGCGUAGGCCUGCCAAAGCGAACGAGGCCGGCGAGGAACGCCGGCGUGGUCUAUCUGCACAGCAUAACCAUGGCCACGCGACUUCCGUUAAUUCUGCUAGUCAUUGCGGCACUUCACGCCGCGUCGGCCGUCCAUGUACCCGACACCUACGCGCGCUGGGCGCUUGAGCGAAACGAGGACAAGCAGCAUCGCCGUCUGAAGUCGGAGCUGGUCCCAGAUGGCAUUCCAAGCAUGGAGAGCGUUAAAGGUACAGACCUUCCUAUUCAGGGGAUGCCGAGUCGCACCACACGCCGGCUGCUGCAGAGCUCGGGGUCCAGCUUCACCGCGCCCCCAGACUUGUCGGUGCUUACGGGGGGACUGGACUGCAUUGCGGAUCCCAAGGCAAACGCGCUUUACCCGGUGGCCGUGGCGCCGCCGGGCGGCAGUCGUGUCGGCAAUGUGCUGUGUGUGGAGGUGAACCGGGACGUGGGCGCCUGCAGCGCUGCUGGGUCAGCCUGCUGCACGGCCAUGCGUGUGGGCGGCAUCCAGAUACCCAGCCGCUCUCGCUGCUCCGCCGCGGUGCAGUCGGUGGAGGUGGAUGGCGCGGCCUGGAGCAGCUGGGGCUGGGAGGCGGGCAGCGCCAGCCUGCGCAUCACGGGGCUCAACAAGGUCACCGGCGGCACCAAGACCGUGUGCAUCACACUGGGGCAGGACUCGGCGUGCAGUCGGCCCCGGCGCUUCUGCCGCGACAACGGCGACGGCAGCGGCAGCACCUGCAUGAUGCUGGUGUACAACGCCGGGGCAGGCCCCUCCAAGGCCGCCGCCCCCAACUGCUGCCCCCUCUACGACGUCGACCUACGAGCCGCGGCCGUCACCGACGGCGUGACCAGCAGCCCCCCGCCGCCCAGCCCCACCCCGCCCAGUCCGCCGCCGCCGCCCAGCCCUGAGCCGCCCAGCCCCCCACCACCGCCCAGCCCACAGCCGCCCAGUCCAGAGCCCCCCAGUCCGCAGCCCCCCAGCCCCCUUCCGCCGUCGCCGGCUCCACCCGCCCCUCCCAGCCCUGUUCCACCCAGCCCUGUUCCACCCAGCCCAGCCCCUCCCUACCCACCAUCGCCGGCACCGCCGUACCCGCCCUCGCCACGGCCGCCGGUCCCCCCUUCACCACGGCCUCCAAGCCCACGUCCGCCUUCCCCCAAGCCUCCCUCGCCCGCGCCUCCUUCCCCCGCUCCUCCCUCACCCGCUCCUCCCUCGCCCGCGCCCCCUUCCCCUGCGCCUCCCUCGCCCGCCCCUCCCUCCCCUGCGCCUCCCUCCCCUGCGCCUCCUUCGCCCGCGCCUCCCUCACCCGUCCCUCCCUCGCCCGCCCCUCCCUCGCCCACUCCUCCCUCGCCCGCACCUCCUUCGCCCACUCCUCCCUCCCCCACUCCUCCCUCGCCCGCACUCCCUUCGCCUUCACCCCUGCCGCCGCCACUCCCGCUGCCACUAGCUGUCCCGGCGACAGUGCCGUACCCGCCGCCGUACUACACAUCAGUCACGUCACCGCCACCGGUGUACGGCGUUUAUUCCGCACAGCCGCCUAUGUACGGCGUUUACUCCGCACAGCCGCCGGUGUACGGCGUUUAUUCCCCACCGCCGCCGUACACGGCCAGUGUCUACCCACCACACUACCCUGCAUCUCCUCCUGCCGCUGCCGUGCUGCCCAAGCCUUCGCCCCGGCCCUCGCCGUUCCCGCUCUCGCCACCUCCAGGCAGCCCCCCUCCCUCUCCACCCCCGCCUUCGCCGCCGCCCCCCUCACCAGCGCCUUCCCCGUCGCCAGUGCAAGCACCGCCAUCGCCAUCGCCCUCCCUGCGACCGUCUCCCCGUCCCACGGCCUUCCCUCUGUCCUCUCCCGCCAGCCCCCUGCCUUCGGCCUCGCCACCUCCUUCACCGGCGCCGCCCGUGCCACCUCCGCCUCCCUCGCCACAGCCCCCCAGUCCACCGCCGCCGCCCACUCCUCCUUCUCCUGUUCCUUCACCUCCUCCCUCGCCGCCACCGCCCUCGCCUCCUCCUCCUUCACCCCCGCCCCCUCCUCCCUCACCGCCCCCUCCCGACCCGCCUCCGCCCUCGCCAUCGCCCCCUCCUCCCGACUUACCUCCUCCCUCGCCCCCUCCUCCCUCACCGCCCCCUCCUGACCCACCUCCGCCCUCGCCAUCGCCCCCUCCUCCCGACUCUCCGCCUCCCUCGCCCCCUCCGCCCUCACCACCCCCUCCCGACCCACCUCCCCCCUCGCCGCCUCCGCCCUCGCCUCCUCCUCCAGACCCCCCACCACCCUCGCCACCACCUCCUGACCUACCGCCUCCCACCACAACCAAGGACCGCAGCCCCCGGCCUCCUAUCCACCCACCUCAACCGCCACGCCCGCCGCGGCCUCCUGCCCGGCCCGCUGACGAGGCUGCGCCCCCGGAUGGCAUGCCGCCACCAGACUCCGCGCCGCCAGGGGACUUCGCGCAGCCCCCGCCGCCGCCGCCACCCCCUCCUGCCAACUUUGCAGUGGUGCCAUCACGGCUGGCGACGUCGUUUGGUGGAACCUACACGACGUUACUCGUCAAUGGCAAGAGCACUUGCAGGUACCAGGUCACUCUGUCCGCCCGCCUGCUGUUGGGCGGCGGGCGGCCGGCGGGCGGCCGCAUCACAGGUCUGGCGCUGCGGCUGGCGGCGGGCGCCAAUACCGAGCUGCGCUUCCCCAGCGCCAAGGCCAUCUACCGCUCGCUGACGGUGUGGAUGGGGGCCGCCGCCAAGAGGCCCGCUGAUAUGACCCGGGCCUUCGACAACAACAUGGUCACCAACACCCGCAGCCUGGUGCACCUGGCGCGCCCGUUCACGCUGGAGGCCGGCGCAUUCAAGACCGGCGCGAGCAGCUGGUUCUGGAUCGCCUUCUCCAGCGGCGGAUACACGUACACGGGCGGUGACCUGGUGGUUGAGAUCGUGCUGUCAGACGUCGUGGGCGGCGCGCCCAAGCCCGUGCCCUUCGACGCCUACCCCAGCGGUCCGGACGCUGCCGCCGCCUACGCGCCCAACUACAAAGCCACCAGCGCCACGGGUCCAGCCAACCGUGACGUACUGGCCAUGCUGCUGCCGUACACCAACUAACUAACUGGCAGCGCCAGCAGCAGUUCGCGCGCCGCCACUGGCCAGCACUGCUUGGUGGCGGUGGCUCGCCGUCACCCACAGACGCACACACGCACCUCCUUCCCACGUGCUCCCGUGAACACGUAGAUGCCAAUGGCUCGACUGCUUUAUGCGCCUGUCGUGAUUGACAUUGACGGACUGGGGCGACGUCCCAGUUUGGCGAGCACCCCUUCACCAAGCUUAUUAACCUAGCGCGCACGGUUUGCAAUUUGUGACUCUGCACACGUAUGUAGCGAUAGCCCGCCGUGCGCGGGACUGCUUGCGCCUCACGGCCUGUAGCUCUAGAAGUAUUGUUUUCAUAGUAUGGCGCCUGACUUUUGCGGCGGCGCGCUCUGGCCAGCCCUUGAUUGCAUGCGUUGGCAGUUUUGAUUGCUCAUCAGUUGCCUGUCUUAGAUGCGGGAGGGUUGCAGGUGUGGGGCCAGUGUGCCGCUUCCCGCAGGCGGCUAACACGUUAGGGCUGUAAUAGCACGGUGCGCGAAGCGGUGAUUCAUCUGGAGUUAGCUCUCUUAGUUGGCCCUGCAUGGGGCUAUCUAUUCUUUAAUAGGCUGGACUUCUUGUGCUGGGUUAUGUCUAUCUUGACCCAAUGCUCUUUAUCCCCUGUGUGGAUACAUAAUACGUACUGGCGGCGUAUAGCUGUAUGGCUGGGAAACUAGCAGGUUCCAUCACUCAUGUAUAAAGUGACUGGAGCUUUAAGCAGUAAGCAGAGGAGUUUUACAAGUAACAAACUUGCCCACCAUUGUAACACGUUCUGAUG
Molecule: messenger RNA, 4086 nt
Organism: Chlamydomonas reinhardtii
Lineage: Eukaryota; Viridiplantae; Chlorophyta; Chlorophyceae; Chlamydomonadales; Chlamydomonadaceae
Exons: 8
Coding region: 258-3293 (1011 amino acids)
Source: RefSeq, a predicted model, not a curated record